AUGACCACACGCCUCACUAUGACCACACGCCUCAACAUGACCACACGCCUCACUAUGACCACAUGCCUCAACAUGACCACACGCCUCACUAUGACCACACGCCUCACUGUGACCACACGCCUCACUAUGACCACACGCCUCACUAUGACCACACGCCUCACUAUGACCACAUGCCUCAACAUGACCACACGCCUCACUAUGACCACACGCCUCAACAUGACCACACGCCUCACUAUGACCACACGCCUCAACAUGACCACACGUCUCACUACGACCACACGCCUCACUAUGACCACAUGCCUCAACAUGACCACACGCCUCACCACACGCCUCACUAUGACCACACGCCUCACCACACGCCUCACUAUGACCACACGCCUCACUAUGACCACACGCCUACGCCUCAACAUGACCACACGCCUUACUAUGACCACACGCCUCACCACGCGCCUCACUAUGACCACACGCCUCACUAUGACCACACGCCUCACCACACGCCUUACUAUGACCACCACGCCUCACUAUGGCCACACGCCUCACUAUGACCACACGCCUCACUAUGACCACACGCCUCAACAUGACCACACGCCUCACUAUGACCACACGCCUCACCACAUGCCUCACUAUGACCACACGCCUCAAUCACACGCCUCAACAUGA
Molecule: messenger RNA, 660 nt
Organism: Knipowitschia caucasica
Lineage: Eukaryota; Metazoa; Chordata; Actinopteri; Gobiiformes; Gobiidae
Source: the annotation of a GenBank genome assembly